Molecule: messenger RNA, 2911 nt
Organism: Arachis stenosperma
Lineage: Eukaryota; Viridiplantae; Streptophyta; Magnoliopsida; Fabales; Fabaceae
Product: aminopeptidase M1
Biological process (GO): peptide catabolic process; proteolysis
Cellular component (GO): cytoplasm
Molecular function (GO): peptide binding; metalloaminopeptidase activity; zinc ion binding
Source: RefSeq, a predicted model, not a curated record
UGUAUAAAUAGGCAUUCCACUUCACGGUGGAAGUGUCACUCACAAGUUAGAAGCCGAAUCUGAGAGUGAAACAGAGCAAGAGAAGAAAAGAAGAAGAAGAUGGAUCAAUUCAAAGGCCAACCUCGUCUUCCCAAAUUCGCCAUUCCAAAACGCUACGACAUAAGACUCAAACCGGACCUCAUUUCCUGUCGCUUUGCUGGUUCUGUUGCCGUCGACCUUGACAUCGUCGCCGCCACCUCUUUUAUCGUUCUCAAUGCCGCCGAGCUCACCGUCGCUGCCGGUUCCGUUUCGUUCACGCACCGUGACUCUUCGAAGGUGAUCAAGCCUUCGAGAGUUGAGUUGUUCGAAAGUGAUGAGAUUUUGGUGCUGGAGUUUGCAGAGGCGGUUCCGAUUGGGUUGGGUGUGUUGGCCAUUCAAUUUGAGGGAAUCUUGAAUGAUAGAAUGAAAGGGUUUUACAGAAGUACCUAUGAGCAUAAUGGUGAGAAGAAGAAUAUGGCAGUCACACAGUUUGAACCAGCUGAUGCCAGGCGAUGCUUUCCUUGCUGGGAUGAACCUGCAUGCAAGGCUACUUUCAAGAUCAUGGAUGUGCCUUCUGAGCUUGUUGCUCUGUCUAACAUGCCUGUUGUGGAAGAAAAAGUAGAUGGAAGUCUGAAAACAGUUUCAUAUCAGGAAUCUCCAAUCAUGUCUACAUAUUUGGUUGCUGUUGUUGUUGGUUUAUUUGAUUAUGUGGAAGAUCAUACAUCCGAUGGGGUCAAAGUUCGAGUAUAUUGUCAAGUUGGCAAGGCAAACCAAGGGAAAUUUGCACUACAUGUUGCUACGAGAACUUUGGAACUAUACAAGGACUAUUUUGCCACACCCUACCCUCUACCAAAAAUGGAUAUGAUUGCAAUCCCUGAUUUUGCUGCUGGAGCCAUGGAAAAUUAUGGUUUGGUUACAUAUCGCGAAACUGCUUUGCUUUUUGAUGAGCAGCAUUCUGCUGCUGUUAACAAGCAGAGGGUUGCGACUGUUGUUGGCCAUGAACUGGCUCACCAGUGGUUCGGUAAUCUUGUUACAAUGGAGUGGUGGACGGAUCUAUGGCUGAAUGAGGGGUUUGCAACAUGGGUUAGCUAUUUAGCAACUGAUAGCUUGUUUCCUGACUGGAAAAUAUGGUCUCAAUUCGUAAAUGAAUCUACUGAGGGUCUCAGGUUGGAUGGGCUUGCAGAAUCCCACCCAAUUGAGGUAGAAGUAAAUCAUGCUGGCGAGAUUGAUGAAAUAUUUGAUUCAAUAAGUUAUAGAAAAGGUGCAUCUGUAAUUAGGAUGCUGCAAAGCUAUCUUGGUGCUGAAAGCUUUCAGAGGUCUUUAGCUUCGUAUAUUAAAAAGCAUGCUUAUUCAAAUGCCAAAACUGUGGAUCUAUGGAAUGCACUUGAGGAGGGAUCUGGCGAACCUGUCAACAAGUUAAUGAGCUCGUGGACAAAGCAGAUGGGAUAUCCUGUUGUAUCAGUUAAAGUCAAUGAUCAGAAACUGGAGUUUAAUCAGUCACAAUUCUUGUCAAGUGGUGCCAACGGAGAAGGACAAUGGGUUGUUCCAGUAACACUAUGCUUUGGCUCAUAUGAUGUUCGCAAGAAUUUCCUGUUGCAAGCAAAAUCUGAAGCACUUGACAUUAAGGAGUUAGUGGGUUCACAGAUUGCUGGAGAUCAAGUUGCAAAUUCUUGGAUUAAAGUUAAUGUGGAUCAGACAGGUUUCUAUAGGGUGAAAUAUGACGAGCCUCUUGCGGCUAGACUUAGAUAUGCCAUAGAUAAACAGUUAUUAUCUACAGCAGACCGAUAUGGAAUUUUGGAUGAUUUAUUUGCACUUUGUAUGGCUCGCCAAGAAUCAUUGACAUCGUUGAUAAACUUGAUGGGAACUUACAGAGGGGAAGUUGAAUAUAUUGUGCUUUCAAACUUGAUUUCUAUUAGCUAUAAAGUCAGAAGGAUUGCAGCUGAUGCAGUACCAGACUUGGUAGAUUAUUUCAAGCAAUUCUUUAUUAACCUUUUCCAAUACACUGCGGAGAGGCUUGGUUGGGAACCUAAACCAGGAGAAAGUCAUCUCGAUGCAAUGCUGAGAGGAGAAAUUUUGACUGCUUUAGCUCAGUUUGGACAUGAUCCGACUCUAGAAGAAGCAAACAAGCGUUUUCAGGCAUUCUUGAAUGACAGAAAUACACCACUUUGUUCACCUGAUAUAAGAAAGGCAACAUAUGUGGCAGUAAUGCAACAGGCAAGCAAAUCCAACCGAUCGGGUUAUGAAUCCCUUCUGAAAGUAUAUAGAGAAACUGACUUAAGUCAAGAGAAAAUACGCAUUCUGGGCUCCUUGUCUGAUACACCUGAUCCGGAUCUAGUUCUUGAAGUUCUUAACUUCAUGCUGUCUCCUGAGGUCCGUAGCCAGGACGUGAUUAUGGGGCUUCCUACUAGUCCGGAAGGACGAGAUGUAGCCUGGGAAUGGCUUAAGGAAAACUGGGAACGCAUAUUGAAGACAUAUGGCUCUGGAUUUUUGAUAACUCGGUUUGUCAGUGCAGUUGUCUCACCGUUUGCUUCCGUUGAGAAAGCGAAGGAAGUAGAGGAAUUCUUUGUUAGCCAUGGUACACAGUCAAUUGCUAGGACGUUAAAGCAGAGCCUGGAGAGGGUUAACAUCAAUGCAAACUGGGUUCAGAGUGUUAAGAACGAGAACAACCUUGUUGAUGCUGUCAAAGAGUUGGCAUAUAGGAAAUACUAGCAGUGAGCUUCACUGCUUCUUCCUCCAUUCUCUGAAAAGUUUCAGAGUUUCUCAAUGUUUGUGUUACUGCUGAGCAUGUGUACAAGUUAAGUUGUUCUAUAUUCGAGUCUUCUUAUUCACACUUAAAGUUGGACUUUCUGGGAGUUUCUUUGUUAUUAAUGCAUGAGACCGUUGAUUUAAACUA